Molecule: messenger RNA, 958 nt
Organism: Cyprinus carpio (common carp)
Lineage: Eukaryota; Metazoa; Chordata; Actinopteri; Cypriniformes; Cyprinidae
Exons: 7
Coding region: 246-902 (218 amino acids)
Molecular function (GO): protein binding
Source: RefSeq, a predicted model, not a curated record
UGUUAUUAAACUGUUAAAAGAGCUGUGAACCUUUUCUCAAAGACAAAACCAGCUAAUCUAAUAAAAACACUGAAAAUUCAAUAUGUAUAAGGCAGUUAGUGAACAUAUUGUGGGCGGUCUGUGACGUCUGGGGCAGACACUAAUCCAUCAACUUCCUUGAUGCCACAACUCGCUCACAACAGCACUGAGGAAUAAACAUCACCCUGCUGCAGGUUACCUGUGAGAAACAGAAAUCUUCAUUCUGCAUGACAUGUUCAGAAGAACAAAAGGUUCUUUUCCCCUCAUUUACACUGGAAAAACAAAUGUAUAAAAUAAAUAAAAAAAUCACUAUGUCGACAAUAAACGCUGAAGACAACAGGGAUUCCUGCACAUCUUUCAAUGGACUGAAUGAUUUUGAUCAGGAGGGAUCAGAUUCACCUGCGACCAGUGUUUUGUCUUUAAAGAGUGACCGAUCAAUGCAAAUGCCAAUUCACUUUACAGAUAAAACACAUCUUCCAGAUCUAAGUUUGGUGGACAGAUCAGACUCUUCAGGUCCUAGUGUUUUGUCCCUGAAGAGCGACCGAUCAAUGCAAAUGCCAAUUCAUUUGAAAAAUGGAUCAAUGGAAAAAAGUUUUCAGCAGGAGAGAUCAGACUCAUCUGCCCUAAGUGUUUUGUCUAUGAAGAGUGACCGAUCAAUGCAAAUGCCAAUUCAUCUGAAAAAUGGAUCAGAGGGAAAAAGUCUUCAGAAGGAGAGAUCAGACUCAUCUGCCCCAAGUGUUUUGUCUAUGAAGAGUGAUCGAUCGAUGCAAAUGCCAAUUCAUCUGAAUGGAUCACCUCCACUGACACUAAGGGAUUCACUAACAAAAUCAUGUCAGAACGCUGUGAAGACUGGCAGCUUUCCUGGAGAAUUCAUUCAUCAGUAGGUUCAGUGCAUCAAGAUUAUUAUUUAUAGUGUCUGUAUUUGUGCAUAUUUUCUGAC